Molecule: messenger RNA, 1038 nt
Organism: Symbiodinium natans
Lineage: Eukaryota; Dinophyceae; Suessiales; Symbiodiniaceae
Source: the annotation of a GenBank genome assembly
AUGGUUGGUGGCGCUGCUCUGGCUGGGGUAGCCUGGGAAAUGGAUCGGCGUCGACGCUCACAGAAGGUGCAAGAAGAGCUCGAGAAGCUUAUGGCUCAGCGACAGCAGCGGGAGGAGCAGCGCGGUACAUGCCAAAAGGAGCCUCCCUUUGAAGAGUUCGGUAGACAUUUGUCCAAAGUGUUUGGCCAGAAGCUGCAGCAGUUGCGAGAUGCAUUAGACAGACAGCCUGCGCUGUUCCAACUGCCAGUGCUGGGUUCAGACAACCCAGAUUUUGCGGUGGUUGCGGUGAUCUGUCUUUUUGGGAACCCGAUCUUCCAAGAGCACUGGCCAGCCGACGUGAACAUGCAGUUCGGACUGAGCGUCUAUGCCCUCAGCCAGGCUUCAGCUGAAACGGUCCAAGGCUGGCUCAGCAAGGUUGCACGAACAUGCGCCUGUGACGGACUGGAGUUGGAGGAUGAGGAUGUGAAGGCUCUGGCGCGUUUAUGCUUGAUGCGGACUCCGUUUUGCCAUCGGCUCCGUGUGAAAGAACGAGACCGCCGCAGGAGAUUAGCAGAGUUUUGUCGAAGGCUGGGUUUUGCAAGCAAUGUUGGUGGAGGACUUGUGCAAGCCGAAGAGGGCGCCCUCGAGUUUCACAGCCAUCUUGAUGGAAGGUACUUUGAAGCAGACAAUACCGUCUUCUGGGUCUUUAAUUUUGCGUUCCCGAACACGUGGCAAAAGAAGACGUCGGACUACGGCUUCAAGAUGCAGCAGCUGGAGGGGGGGUUUCAGCCAGUGGGUUGCCAGGUCACGCAGCCAUCCAGACAGCAGAAGGAGCUGCGCUUCGAUCUUGCGUGCAGCGUCUUGCUGCGUCUGGAAGCUGAAGAAGUGCUCCGACGCUUAGGAAGCUUUCAGACCAAUCGCAUGUUCGGCAAAUGCACCGGCCUCACGCUGGGUGUGCUGCAGUCUCCGGAACUCUCAGCUGUGGUCCGACCAUGUUGCAUGAGUCGCUGGAGUUCGACCUGUGUAUACUUCACAAGGACGAGCUUCGAAAGAUUUUGA